Messenger RNA from Trichomonas vaginalis G3, 358 nucleotides. RefSeq lists its product as uncharacterized. NCBI's taxonomy places the organism in Eukaryota, Parabasalia, Trichomonadida, Trichomonadidae. The annotation marks the transcript as partial. The record is from RefSeq and is a predicted model, not a curated record. The transcript has a single exon.
AUGCCCCCGUAUAGAAUGGAUAGAAGGUCUGCUAGAAUAAAAGCAGAGUUAGAAAGAUAUGGUUGGAAAGUUUCAAAGAAGUUUAAAUAUAGGAAGGGAAGACCCAUAAAAGUCUAUGACAAACUGGCUGGUCUGACCUAUGAAAUGGACUUAGAAACCGCGCGCGCAAAUUAUCCAAACAGACUAGAGAGGUUAGAAGAAGAACGUCUUAUGGACAUGCCUUUCGAUGUUAGUGAGCCUCAAGUUGAGGGACACGACGGCUUUGCCAGAUUCUAUUGGAAACAUGACGAACAAUUGCAUCCUUUGAGACGGAAAAAAGGGAAGGGUGAAGACAAACAUGCUCCCAUGGAAAGAACAA